CACAUCCCCACACGCGCUUGCUGACCGAGACAGAGCCGCCAUGCAGCCUGACGGAUGUAGCUAUUUUAUCUCCGAAUGAUCUCAGUAUAAAUAUCUGAGUAUAACGGUGUUCUGUUCCAUUUCCUCUUUCUCAAUCAGCUUCUCUGCUUCUCUGCUUCUCCCUUCGCUCUUCAAUCAAUCACCUCUACCCAUCAACUCUUUCCAAUCCUCUCCAUAGACCUCCAACAUGCCCUUCCCACCUCCAACCCCGCAGCCCAAGACGCCCCUGGGCCGCUACAGACUGUUGGCUCCAACGGCAUCUGUUCGAGUCAGCCCAUUGUGUCUUGGGACAAUGAACUUCGGUAACGAUUGGAAGGACUUCAUGGGCGAGUGUGAUCAGAAGACUACCGAAGCCAUUCUUGACUACUUCUAUGAAUCCGGCGGGAACUUCAUCGACACAGCCAAUAACUACCAGGCCGAGGAGUCCGAGAAAUGGCUUGGAGAAUGGAUGAAGAAGAGGGGAAACAGAGACCAAAUGGUCAUCGCCACCAAGUUCACAACAUGUUACCGCGCUGGCAAAGGCGACAAGGAGAUCAUCAUCAACGCCACCGGCAAUGGCACCAAGUCUCUUCACCUCUCAUUGGAGGCCAGCUUGAAGAAGCUGCAAACCACCUAUAUUGAUCUGCUCUACGUUCAUUGGUGGGAUUUCACCUGCUCCAUUCCCGAGCUGAUGCAAUCCCUCAACGCCAUGGUCCUCGCUGGCAAGGUCCUGUACCUCGGUAUCUCUGACACCCCAGCCUGGAUCGUCAGCAAGUGCAACGAAUACGCCCGCCAAAACGGAAUGCGUCAAUUUUCCGUCUACCAAGGCCGCUGGAGCGCGGAGCACCGCGACUUCGAGCGUGACAUCCUCCCAAUGUGCGCUGCUGAAGGCAUGGGCUUGGCCCCGUGGGGAGCUCUCGGAGGCGGUAACUUCAAGUCCGACGAGCAGCGGAAGAGCCAGGAACAAGGCAGGCGCAGCGAGGCCAGCGAGGCGGCAAUCAAGAUCAGCAAAGUGCUCGAGAAGAUCGCCAAUGCCAAGAAGACACAGAUCACCAGCGUUGCUCUGGCAUACGUUAUGCAGAAGGCGCCCUACGUCUUCCCGAUCGUUGGAGGGCGCAAGAUUGAGCACCUGAAGGGCAACAUCGAGGGCCUGACGCUUGAGCUGAGCGAGCAGGAGAUCAGUGAAAUCGAGGGCGCUACUCCCUUCGAUAUCGGCUUCCCGCAAAACUUCCUGGGCGGUCCUAAGGGCGUCAAGUCGCCCGGUGAUGUCUGGUUGAUGUCCAUGGCUGGCGUCCAAGACUACGUCCCAGGGCCCAAGCCUAUCCCACCAAGACCCAACUAGGGUAGUAGAAUUACUAGAAUGUAUAUACUGAGUAUAUAGAAAACGGAAAGUCAAAAACCUAGGUAUUCAUGAAUAAGCUAUCCCCUU
This is a messenger RNA of Amorphotheca resinae ATCC 22711, 1447 nucleotides long. RefSeq lists its product as hypothetical. The transcript has 5 exons. The record is from RefSeq and is a predicted model, not a curated record. Lineage: Eukaryota; Fungi; Ascomycota; Leotiomycetes; Helotiales; Amorphothecaceae. The coding region runs from base 227 to 1360 and encodes 377 amino acids.